Messenger RNA from Hylaeus anthracinus, 1805 nucleotides. RefSeq lists its product as uncharacterized. NCBI's taxonomy places the organism in Eukaryota, Metazoa, Arthropoda, Insecta, Hymenoptera, Colletidae. Gene Ontology annotation, biological process: anatomical structure development. Gene Ontology annotation, molecular function: calcium ion binding; signaling receptor binding. Gene Ontology annotation, cellular component: extracellular region; cell surface. The record is from RefSeq and is a predicted model, not a curated record.
AUGAACAAGAUGGGAGCAGAUGGAGGACGAGGGGGCAAGAGAACGAGUAAAACGCGGAGAAAGAGAGAAAGAAAGAGGAAUGGUGGGGUUGGUACGAGCGGCUCAAGCACGUGGAGCCUACUCCGUGUGUCUCGUUCAGUAGUGCUCUCGGUUGCCUUCGAACGAUUUCGCACCGGAUGUCCAUCGAGCCUCAUCGGCGUGUUCAGCUCGGCCUGUCCGCUCAGACAUCGCGAUCGAAACAAUCGAGGAUGUGACCCGUUUCGUCGCGAGGAAACUCUUCACCGCAGACGAACCGAUCGAAGGAUAGCCACAGCGAUGGGUCUGAUACCAAAAAUCCUGUUGACGUGCACGUUGAUCGUUCUCCCGAUUGAGGUUGCCUCCGUCGAGCGCUUCACCAGCGACCAUCAAGGAUACGCGAGUCAUCGGAUGAUCCUGCCUCUCUGGUACCACGAGAAACAGCCGCGUAGACACGAUCGCGACGGCAGGGGCCUUCAGCAGGCUACCACGAAGAGCUGGUCGCGCCAGGACCUCUUCACGGAGAGACCCAGCACGACGUUCGCGCCGCAAUCGGCACCUGGUGCGUCGAGACAUCGCGCGGAGCAACGUUCACGCGAACAACGACCUGGUCCAACGAGACACGAGAAAUUCAGCGCAGUCGCGGUGGCGGAAUACGGCGGUACCAGGGCUGUCGCCUACGCCGGUUAUCACAAUAAUCAUCGCCACCAGCCGAGGGAAACCGUCACUCAGGGCUAUCAGCAUCUCGCGACAACGCCGACGACGUACACCAAGCAUCAUCCCGGGAGACGAGUUUGCACCAGGUCAGUCCCUAGCGCUACUGUUCACCAUCAUCGAAAUGGGCAAAUUAGGUACCUUAAUAUCUUUAACAUUAAGACCGACGCGUCUUCCGGUUUCUUAUGCUGCCCAGGAUGGACGCAAGCGACACAGACGAGUUAUGGCUGCAAUAAACCUAUCUGUCCAGCUCCCUGCCUGAACGGAGGAAUAUGCACUUCCCCCGGCAGGUGCACGUGUCCCAAAGGAUUUACAGGCAGCCAGUGCCAGACAGACGUCGACGAGUGCGUGACAGAGAAGCCCUGCGAUCAGCUAUGCAGAAACCUACCCGGGACCUACGAAUGCCACUGCAGGCCCGGUUUUCAACUUCAGAAAGAUCGUCAGUCGUGCAGAAAAAAUGACACGGACGACACUGCUUUUGAAGCUCGAGAUUUGGAGAAAGAUUUCCACGAGUCGACGACGACGACUACGAGACGUCCGUCAAUUUCUUCGCACGAUACGGAGAACGAGGUGUCCGAUGGUGACCUCGAUCAGGACUACGAGAUUAUUCUGAAAAGGCUCACCAAGCUCGAAAAGCAAUUCGCAAGAGGAAGAAAGAGAGACACGGAGACCACAGAAAUGAGUAACAAGGUUGCAUCGGUUAUGGAAAGUAUCAAUGUGAUGAAGAGGACUGUUGAAAAUGUCCAACACAUGCAACAGGAAAUAUAUGAAAUGCGAGGAAAACUGAGGGAGUAUGAGUUGGAGACGAGGAAAAUGCAGCACUUAACAAAUCGAGUGAUGGAAUUGGAGAAUCGUUUGAGAUUACGUUGCAGAACAGCGAUUCCAAUCAGCAACGGUGCAUUAAAUUUUUAAUACAGUUGUAACGAAGGGAAAGAGUAUCAAAUAUUUUGGGCAUUGCCCGUAGAUGUAAUAUUUAUGUAGGAAAAUUUGUUACAAAAAACGAUCAUACUAUCACUGCCAUUUAUUUAGCUUUCACGACAACGAUGCGUCGGAUUUGUAAUAGAAUUGUAACUUAA